Molecule: messenger RNA, 2049 nt
Organism: Malus domestica (apple)
Lineage: Eukaryota; Viridiplantae; Streptophyta; Magnoliopsida; Rosales; Rosaceae
Product: plant intracellular Ras-group-related LRR protein 5-like
Molecular function (GO): protein binding
Source: RefSeq, a predicted model, not a curated record
GCAAAUGGUUCCCCUGUUUUAUAUGGGAUAGAAUAACAGAGAGAGCCCAUGGAAUCAAACAGAUAUUCAAAACUUGCCAAUUACUGUGUUUUCUUGCCAAGCACUCUCCAAAGUCUCCCCCCAAACCAUUAGCCAUGGGUGCCAAACCCAAGCUCAAGGAAGAACCACCAUCCCCGGCCCUUGUAGAAACAGUUGAAGAAAUCAUGAAGCUCUACAAGUCGCUGCCACCGAGGCCCUCCAUUGAAGAGGUCGAAGCAGCCUUGUCCGUCCUCGAAACAGUGGCCAACGAGGAGCAAGCGAAGCUCGAGGAGAUAUCGAAGCUAGAGAAACCGAAAGACGUUCCCCAAGAACUCUUCGAUGUGUUGCAGAAGUCGAAGAAGACCGUGGUUUUGUUUCAGAGCCACGAGCAGAGGAAGGAGGCUUCAUAUGUGGUUGAGACUGACAAGUUGUUUCACACCUUUGAUGAUCUUAUCCAGAGAGCUUCCGGGUUGGUUUCGGGUGAUGUUCCGAGUCAGAAUCAUGUUGAUUUCAGUGACCCGGUUGAGAAAGUUGGGAGGGAAGCUGUGAUCCGUGAUCAAAGUUUGGUGAAGAAGAAGAAGAUGGGAUAUGAAGAAGAUGAGAAAGAUGGCUUUAAGGGUUUGGUGAGCAGUGCUUCCACUCUUUCUUCAGGUGUCGUGGACUCUGGAAAGUUAAGCCUAAUGAAGGUGGCAGCUGUGAUUGAAAACACCGCUAAAAGUGGGGAAGUAGUUCUUGAUCUUGGAGGAAAGUUAGUAGAUCAAAUGGAGUGGCUUCCUGUAUCCCUUGGGAAGUUAUCAGAUGUAACCGAAUUGAACUUGUCUGAAAACCGAAUCAUGGCUCUUCCGCCCACGAUCGGUGGCCUUAAAGCCUUGACAAAGCUUGACAUUCACUCGAACCAGCUGGUAAACCUUCCAGAGUCAUUUGGUGAGUUGAGCAAUCUCACUGAUCUUGACCUCCAUGCAAACAUGUUGAAAUCUCUGCCGGCCUCUUUCGGGAACUUGAUUAACCUCCUUAACCUCGAUUUGAGUUCAAACAAGUUCACCCAUUUGCCCGAUGUAAUUGGGAAAUUGGCCAGUUUAAAGCUACUGAAUGUUGAAACAAAUGAGCUUCAGGAAUUGCCUUACACAAUUGGAUCCUGCACAUCAAUUGUUGAGCUACAUUUGGAUUUCAACGAGCUAAGAGCUCUUCCGGAGGCAGUUGGAAAGAUCGAAAGCUUAGAGGUUCUUACACUUCACUAUAACAGAAUCAAAGCGUUGCCAACAACAAUUGGUAAUCUUAACAACCUCAAGGAGCUUGACAUUAGCUUCAACGAACUCGAAUCCAUACCCGAAAACUUGUGCUUUGCAGUGAACCUCAAGAAGCUGAAUGUGGCAAACAACUUUGCAGACUUGAGAGCCUUGCCGCGGUCAAUUGGUAAUCUUGAGUUGCUUGAAGAGUUGGAUAUCAGUGAUGAUCAGAUCAGAACUUUACCAAACUCUUUCAAAAUGUUGUCGAAACUGAGAGUUUUUCGCGCCGAUGAGACACCUAUGGAAGUUCCACCAAGAGAAGUGAUAAAACUGGGUGCCCAGGCUGUUGUGAAGUACAUGGCAGAUCUUGAGGCCAAGAGAGAGAGUGCUGCUUUUCAAGCAUUGAAGCAGAAGAAUAAGAAGGGAUUUUGGUUCUGGUUUUGCUCAAAACUUUGCUCCAUUGGUGGUAAUUCUGCCAACAACUAGCAAGUAAUUAUUUGAAUUUUUUUUAUUUGAAAAUGAUAACCACACACUAUUUUUCUUCUAUUAAAUAUUUUUGUUUAUUUUUAAUAUCGGAUUGAAUAAAUCAAAUAGAAACAACAAAUAACAUUAAACAGAAAUGUGCAGAAGAAAAAAAAAAUAGUGUGUGGAUAUUAUUUCGUUCUCUUACAUUUCCUUGCCUUUGAAAAAAUUGUGCCACAAGUCUCUAUUGUACAUAUUUAAUUCAGUCCAAAAAACUUCAAUUUUUGAGCUACUCUUAUUCGUGCAAAUAUGGAUCUAUCUAUCUACAGUUUUUUGUUUUGUU